Molecule: messenger RNA, 627 nt
Organism: Caenorhabditis briggsae
Lineage: Eukaryota; Metazoa; Nematoda; Chromadorea; Rhabditida; Rhabditidae
Exons: 3
Coding region: 1-627 (208 amino acids)
Source: RefSeq, a predicted model, not a curated record
AUGGUUGCUUGUAAAGUGGAGGAAGCAGAUGCGGGUGUUGGAGCAACUGUGAAAGUUGAAACGGGCAAUGGAUUGGUCAGCGAAGGAAUCGUGAUUUCCUUCGAUAAGGCAAGAAACAUGCUGGUUCUCGACACCAAGGAAAUCGCUUCCAGCAAACCAAUAAUUCGCAUAUUCAACAGUAAAAACCUCAAAAACGUCAAAGUGGUGUCGCAACCAGUUGACGAAAGUGCAAAACACGCCCAGGAGAAAAUGUCUCAGUUUACAAUGAACAAUCCUCUAACUGGAAACAAAACCACUGAUAGAUUAGUCAAAACUCUCGGGGAGAUGCGUCCUAGUGUGAUGAAAUCGAAUGUCCCGAUUAAUGGUCAACAAGCAUAUCUCCAACUCAAACUUACAAUCGCGGAUACUCACUGGGCCGGAGAGAAUAUCCGCGUAAUGGGUCAUGUUCUCGUCAAAAAACCGUACAAUGUGGACAGUGUGACAAAAGAUACGACGGCUCCUGGAUACGAAGAAUCACGAGCCAACACGGCACUUCUUCAGGUUAAGAAAAUACUAUCGAAGCCAUUAGCUGAGAACGCACCACGUCAUCCGCUGGAUUUCACUAUUGGAGCAGUCGUCGGCAACUAG